This is a messenger RNA of Hemicordylus capensis (graceful crag lizard), 4907 nucleotides long. RefSeq names its product protein tyrosine kinase 2 beta (gene PTK2B). Gene Ontology annotation, molecular function: protein tyrosine kinase activity; ATP binding. NCBI's taxonomy places the organism in Eukaryota, Metazoa, Chordata, Lepidosauria, Squamata, Cordylidae. The coding region runs from base 570 to 3647 and encodes 1025 amino acids. Gene Ontology annotation, cellular component: focal adhesion; cytoskeleton. The record is from RefSeq and is a predicted model, not a curated record. Gene Ontology annotation, biological process: protein phosphorylation; signal complex assembly. The transcript is spliced from 31 exons.
UUGUGAGCUUCAGGUUAGCUAGGGAAGGGCAGACAUGCCGAAAGCUUCUCUUUCAGAAAGAAUCCCAAAUCCUGCCGCUGGAGCAAAGAGUGCAAAACCACCCAUUUUUGUUUAGCUUUCAGGCGUUGCGUCUGAUUGUUCGGUGGGAGCUGCUGGAAUGGACUGGAUUGCUUAUGGAGUUGGCAGAAUUGAGAGUUUUCUGAUCAGAGCAAUUGCAGAAUUUCCUGGCCAGGUGCCAGUCCUGUGUUUUCGGUGUAGGUUUCCCUGAACUUGCACUGGGCUCAGCUGCCUGCACUAGCAAGAGGGGAGAUCCUCAUGCUGGACUUCUGUGGAUCAGGCCCAAGGGCACUUUGCCCCUCCCCCCCCAUUUUUUCCCCUGGUGCCGCCUCUGACCAGAAUGUGUCUCAGUAUCAAUAUUAAUUCAGGAGGACCACCAAAGAGGCAAACGAACAUAGUGUGGGGUUGUUGGUUGUCCUGGGCCAGGCUGAGCAAGGAUCUUUGACCAGGUCUACAGCCCUAGAGAUGGGAAAUAAAGGAAGUGAUGCUCAGGCUUUAGGGGCCCCUCGCUCAUGAUGAUGUCCGGACUGCCGGAGGCCCUGAGCCGGCUGAGGGCCAACUCGCUCCGCAGCUGCUUCAGCCUGGCGGGGCCCUCGGAGUCCACCAUGGUGGCGGUGCCCAUCGACAUCGACAAGGACGAAGUCAGGAUCCUCAAGGUCUGUUUCCACAGCAACAGCUUCAACAUGGGCAAGAACUUCAAGCUGGUGAAGUGUACCGUCAUGACAGAGAUCCGGGAAGUGAUCAAAUCGAUCCUGCAGAGCGGGAGGAUUGGUCCAGACAUCCAGCUCGCGGAGUGCUAUGGGCUACGCCUGAAGCAUGUGAAGUCCGACGAAAUCCACUGGCUCCACCCAGACCUCACCGUGGGCGAAGUCCAAGACAAAUACGAGUGCCUGCACCUUGAGGCCGAAUGGAGGUACGACCUCCAGAUCCGCUACCUCCCUGAGGACUACGUGGAGCGCUUCCAAGAAGACCGGACGACGCUUCUCUACUUCUACCAGCAGCUCCGGAGUGAGUACAUGCAACUUUACGCCAGCAAAGUGAGUGAGGGGAUGGCCCUUCAGCUCGGCUGCCUGGAGCUCAGGAGGUUCUACAAGGACAUGCCACACAACGCCCUCGACAAGAAGUCCAACUUCGAAUUCCUAGAGAAGGAGGUGGGGCUGGAUUUGUUCUUCCCAAGACAGAUGCAAGAGAAUCUCAAGCCCAAGCAAUUCCGCAAGAUGAUCCAGCAGACCUUCCAGCAGUAUGCCCAACUGCGGGAGGAAGAGUGCAUCAUGAAGUUCCUGGGCACCCUCUCCACCUUCGCCAACAUCGACCAGGAAAGCUACCGCUGCGAACUGAUUCAAGGAUGGAAUAUCACCGUGGACCUGGUGAUCGGUCCAAAGGGCAUCCGGCAGACGUCAAGUAAAGAAGCAAAGCCCACGUGCCUGGCCGAGUUCAAGCAGAUCAAGUCCAUCAGGUGUGUGCCUGCGGAGGAGGGCAGGUCUCUGCUGCAGCUUGGAUUGACGGGGAACCCCCAGUCCCUGACCUUCAAAACGUCCUCUCUUGCCGAAGCGGAGAACAUGGCCGACUUGAUAGAUGGUUAUUGCCGAUUGCAGGGUGGCUUGGACGAGUCUCUCAUCAUCCACCCCAACAGAGAGACUGAGAAGCGGAUCAGCCUGCCCCAGAUCCCAGUGCAGCACAUAGAGGAGAGGAGGGCCACCCUACGAGAGAGCAUGAGUGGGGAUUCUGAUAUUUAUGCUGAGAUUCCAGAUGAAGCAUCCAGACCCAAAUCUGGAGCUCAACUGUACGGGAUCUGUCAGGAGGAUGUCACUCUGGGCCGCAUCUUGGGAGAAGGCUUCUUUGGGGAGGUCUAUGAGGGCGUUUACACCACCAAGAGCGGGGAGCAGCUCAGUGUAGCCGUGAAGACCUGCAAGAAGGACUGCACUGCUGAAAACAAGGAGAAGUUCAUGAGUGAAGCAAUGCUGAUGAAGAAGAUGGACCAUCCCCACAUUGUGAAGCUCGUUGGGAUCACUGAGGAGGAGCCGACCUGGAUUGUGAUGGAGCUGUAUCCUUACGGAGAGCUGGGACGCUACCUCGAGCAGAACAAGAGCACCCUCAAGGUUCAGACCCUCAUCCUCUACACCCUGCAGAUUGGCAAGGCCAUGGCUUACCUGGAGGCCAUCAGCUGCGUGCACAGGGACAUCGCGGUCCGGAACGUCCUGGUGGCUUCUCCUGAAUGUGUCAAACUGGGAGAUUUUGGCCUCUCCAGGUACAUUGAGGACGACGAGUAUUACAAAGCGUCAGUGACCCGCCUGCCCAUCAAGUGGAUGGCCCCGGAGUCCAUCAACUUCCGCCGAUUCACCUCUGCCAGCGACGUCUGGAUGUUCGCCGUGUGCAUGUGGGAGAUCCUGAGCUACGGCAAGCAGCCCUUCUUCUGGCUGGAGAACAAAGACGUGAUUGGGGUGCUGGAGAAGGCGGACCGCCUGCCCAAGCCCGACGCCUGCCCACCCAUCCUCUAUGCCCUGAUGACGCGCUGCUGGGACUAUGACCCCAGCGACAGGCCCAAGUUCAAGGAGCUGGUCUGCAGCUUAAGUGACAUUUACCAGAUGGAGAAGGAGAUUGCCCGGGAACAAGAGAGGAACAACCGCCACCGGCCCCCCAAAAUCAUGGAGCCCACAUCUUUCCAGGAGCCCCCUCCAAAGCCCAGCCGACCGAAGUACAAGCCUCCCCCUCAGACCAACCUCUUGGCUCCUAAGCUGCAGUUCCAGGUGCCCGAGGGCCUGUGUGCCAGCUCGCCAACUCUCACCAGCCCCAUCGAGUACCCGUCACCCGUCAACUCCCUGCACACCCCUCCGCUCAACCGACACAACGUCUUCAAGCGCCACAGCAUGAGGGAGGAAGAUUUCCUCAGGCCCAGCAGCCGGGAAGAAGCCCAGAAGCUGUGGGAGUUCGAACGGGCCAAGAUGAGGCAACUUCUCGACACCCAACAAAAGCAGAUGGUGGAGGAUUAUCAGUGGCUGAAGCAGGAAGAGAAAGCUCUGGACCCCAUGGCCUCUGCAAACUACAGCUCCUCCCCCCCAAAGCUCCCCGAAAAGGAGUCUGGCUACAAUGGCUUAGCUGAGUUUACAGCACCCCCCAAGAAGCCGCCCAGACUUGCAGCCCCCCAGAUGUCACUUCAGCCAUCUCCCACGGCCAACCUGGACCGGACGGACGAUGCUGUGUAUGUCAACGUCAUGGACCUGGUGAAGGCCGUUCUGAAGCUGAAGAACGAGGUCAGCAACCACCCACCGGAGCGAUACAUCCUGGUCGUUAAGGAUGUGGGGCUCUCUCUCCGGAAACUCGUUGGAAGCGUGGAUGACAUCCUCCCAGUUCUGCCUCCAUCUUCACGCACUGAGAUCGAGGGUACCCAGAAGCUCCUGAACAAGGACCUUGCUGAGCUGAUCAACAAGAUGCGCCUGGCACAGCAGAAUGCCGUGACCUCGCUCAGCGAAGAGUGCAAGCGCCAGAUGCUGACCGCUUCCCACACGCUGGCCGUGGACGCCAAGAAUCUCCUGGACGCGGUGGACCAGGCGAAGCUGCGAGCCAACCUGGCGAAAGUCUCGUUCGAGUGACCUGGAGGAGGGCUGGCUUUUUACGACAGAGACCCCCCCCCAGCUUCCCCGCACCCCCCCCCCCCACCAAAUGCUCGUGUCUUUGAUUUUGUCCCGUCUGUCUUCUACGAACAGAGGCGGCUCCUGAGAGAAGCUGUGCUCAGGGCAGCGCGGGGACUUGUCUUCCAGUGCCGUGUGCUGCUAGGGGGAAGGACCCCAGGCCCGUGGGGGGGGCGGUAUGCACGAGCCACCAGUGGACUCCGUCCCUGCACCAUGAGAGCCAUCACAGAAAGGGGGCUCCGGCAUACGUUCCGCUUCCUUGGGUAGUACCGACGGCCUUGAGAGGCCCAGUUGAGUCUCUCUAGUGGAAAGUACCAAAGGCAGGGGUGGGUGGGGUGACUGAAGCGGCCCACGUUGUUCUCAGGAUGAGCCAAAGAAGGGGGGAGAAGGCUGUUCCACAGGGUUUUAAGGCCUAGCACGGGGGGCGGGCGGGGAGAGUUUUGCUAGUCCAUCCUUCGUCACUUUGACUGGAGACAUUCCCACGGGGAGGCUGGUUUCUCGAGAGAGACUGUUUGUGUCUUUGUAUAUUGUACAGGGGUGGGUGGGGGAUAUUUAAUGGCCACAUAUGAACGGUGCGUCAGCCACCCCCCACAAUCCUUACUUCCAUCACUCACUCCCCAGAUUUAUCUUAACUGGGGAUGAUGUUGGAACCAGUCCAGAAAAUGAAUCUGUCCCUGAAUGAAGCAGAUCUGGGUGGAAUAUAGCAAAACAAAUUUCCGCCUGAGAUUGCAAAUGCAAGUGCAAAGCACGGAGAGGGGGAAAUGCCCCACAAGCAGGUUAUGGCUCUAGGAAUUCGGAUUUUAAAACAUGAGUUUUCCGUUCCCUGAUGGGUUCCGAAACAUGCCUCGUGUCCUCGGAACUCCAGGGUUGCUACUGACUCCAAAGUUUCGCUGAAAAUCCCCAGGUUUUGAAGGACUAGAAGCCAUUAUGUAUUUGCAAAACCCACUCUCUUGAAUGUGGCAAUAUUUUUCUGAAAUUUGAAAUCCAUGUGCUCUUUUUGUGUGCCUAAGAAACUGGCGAGUGGGUUGUGUUCCUUUUCUUGAAGAAAAGGCCGAGGAGGGCAAGGUCAGCACUGCUGAUCCAAGCUUCUUUGUAACAUUAUCUUGUGUGUUGAACUGUUUGAUAUGUGAUUUUGGAACUGGAAUCUGUACUCUUUUGGGCUUUUGACACUUAUCCCAACAAAGCUGUUAUUUUGCCUGAGAUAAAGGAGGCACAAAAUUC